ACUGAUUGGUGUUUGCAUUGCAAUCCAAAACACAAACAAUCAGUAAAUAGACUAACGAUUAGCGCAUUCAAUGUGAAUCUCAUUUCCCAUUGAAUAGCAUUCAGUCACUAAUUGUUGAGUCCAUUUGAAAACGAUUCACGAGUUUAUCGUAUGAUUUGCGUCCAAAAUAGCACUCAUUUUCAGUUGAAUCGCGAUUUGUGUACCAAAUGAUUGACACAAAUAGGAGUUUCCACUGAUUUUGUGGUCAUUUUGUGCUCAUUUUGGCACUAAAUUCACAUUCAGUUUGACAUUUGAUUUGACACUUCAUUGCAAUUAAUAUUGUUAUCCAUUGAGAGAGACUUCGUGUCUGAAGACACCAUUUUUAUGAUGACUUUAACCACAUCCUCGAGAAAGCGCGACAGAAGUAGUCCCGAAGACAGCGAUUAUAUUCCGUAUUUCAUCACCAUUGGAUCCGUUCACUAUCGUCACGUUCACCAGCGAGCGAUGCGGGCACUGGUAUUGGUGCUGAUGGGCACCCAUUGGAACCAUCAUUGGGUGAUGACUGGACGAGAUGUCCAACCCAUUCAUCUGUCCGCCAAUGAGCGCGUCGUUCAAAUCGCUGGCACUGCAGAGGUAUGA
Molecule: messenger RNA, 618 nt
Organism: Oppiella nova
Lineage: Eukaryota; Metazoa; Arthropoda; Arachnida; Sarcoptiformes; Oppiidae
Source: the annotation of a GenBank genome assembly